AUGGGAGAUUUAACUGAGUUAAUCAGAGAAAAGAUUGAAGCCAAACGAAAAGAGGUAGAAAAUCGUUAUCAACAAAAUUAUAAAGAGUUAAACAAAAAACAUCAAGAGGAGGAAGCAGCCCAUGAAAUAGUUGAUAGCGAUGGUAACGAUAAUACCGAUAACGAGAAUAAUUAUGACAAUGAAUCUUUAAGUAACAUCGAUAGACCUGAUCAAUCUAUUAAUAAUAGUCACAAGUGUGAUGGCAAUGAUGGUAAAGAUAUAAAUGACCUGACUUCAAAAAUCGUAAUCAACAGUAUAAACCAUAAUGAUAUUGGCAAUGAAGAAGAUGAUGAAAACUAUGUUUUAAAUGAUCGAAGACCUUCUUAUAAUCAUCUUACAAAUGGAAAAAUGGAAAUUAUUAAAGCUAAUUAUAAACUUAAAAAGUUAGAAAAUAAAUAUAAAAACAUUGGAGAAAGUAUAAUUAAAAUUGAAGAAAAGAAGAAAAAGGAACCUUAUCAAAAAACCUUUCAAGAAUUUGAUGAAUUUGAACAAAAUCUUACAGCAAUUUCUGAUGAAUUUGAAAAUAAUCAAAAACAUGCUUUAUUAAAUUUGGUCAAGGGGUUUAAUGACAACAAAAGAAAAAUUGAAAAAGAAGUGGAAGGUGAGGAGGUAUCUACUUCAAAAAAAGUGAAAUAUGUUGCUGCAGGUGCAGGUAUUGCAGGUCUACUUAGUUUGGCACCUUGGGUUUUAGAUAACUUGCCAUUGCUUCAACAACAUCUUCAAAACCUUCCAUUUAUUUAA
This is a messenger RNA of Entrophospora candida, 780 nucleotides long. The record is from the annotation of a GenBank genome assembly. Lineage: Eukaryota; Fungi; Glomeromycota; Glomeromycetes; Entrophosporales; Entrophosporaceae.